Molecule: messenger RNA, 1283 nt
Organism: Rhodamnia argentea
Lineage: Eukaryota; Viridiplantae; Streptophyta; Magnoliopsida; Myrtales; Myrtaceae
Exons: 5
Coding region: 172-858 (228 amino acids)
Source: RefSeq, a predicted model, not a curated record
CCACCACAAGCCCAACUUUAAGCACACCCCAACCCCCAUGGCUCCAACGCCUACCACCGCCACCACCCAGCGACCCCUCGAACUCGCUUCCCUCGACCACCGCCGAUCUUGCUGUCCACCUUGCUCCGCGACGAUCUGAAUGUAGCUCAAAGCGUGAGUGGAUAGCUAGUGAUGUUUGGUGCCCGAAAAGCUUGGGUUCAUCUCGCCAGGAGAUAUAGAUUUGAAGGGAUGAGAUCGUAUUGCAGCUCCACUCGUAAAAAUGGUGAUAAAUCCAGCACCUCCAUCACCAAUUCUAGCAAUGGCGAAGAGGCUGAAUCGAGCAUCAGCACUUACAAUGAGGCCUGCAAGCAGUUGGACAAGAUGGAUUUCGUGACUGCUGCUGAGAUCUUGUUUGGUCCUCGCGCUAAGAAAAGGGAGUUUGGGAUUGAUUUCCAUCUAGUGCAGCUUUUCUUUGCCUGCAUGCCUUCACUGGCUGUUUACUUGGUGGCUCAGUAUGCUCGAUAUGAAAUGAGAAGAAUGGAAGCUGAACUGGAGCAGAAGAAGCUGGAAGAAGAAAAGAAAUUGAAAGAGAUGGAAGUGGAAACUCCAGAAGAAAAGGAGCUUUCCGAGGUAAAAGUGAGACUCGACAAGCUGGAAGAGGCUGUGAAAGAUAUAGUUGUUGAAGCAAAGAAACAAUCAGGUGGCAGCUCUCCUGCAAAGCAGGAGGAUGCAAUGAAGAAAGAAAGUCAAUCGUCAGCCAAGCCCAGCACCGCAGAAUCAGAACCUGGAAAACGUGUGUUUAAAAGCAAUGAUGGUAAAGAAGGGGGAGGUAGUUCAGCUUCGGGUCCUGUUUCUUCCCAAAAGGAUCAGACCAGUUAAGACCCAGAAUGGAUCAGAUUUCGGUGAUGCUAAGUUUGAAUGAUGCUUUUGCCAAGAACCAUUUCUUUUUUUUUUUGGAGACAGAUGCCCAAGUUAUGUUCUGGCUAACAGAAAUCCAUGUCCAAAAGUUGCUUAGCAACAGUACAGACAGGGGAACUGACAUGCCUACAAAGAUAGUUUCCUAAUUGAUCUGAGCAGUUGUUUAGUUUGGCAGCCUAUACUUACGUUGUCAAGAGUUGAUCGUGUGCCAUGGGCUAAAUUUUGGAAUUCUUGUCCAUAAUCCGUCCUCUGUACUUACUUGAUGAGAAUAAUUGGACAGCCUUCUGGUUGAAUAGGCGGAAUGCUAGUAUUCUUGUAUAAUAUGGGCCGUCUCGUUUUCUUUGUAAAUUUUGAAGCCAUUGAAGGAACCUCAUAUUUUUUGGUGA